AAAGACUGUGAUAGAGUAUUCCAGCCAGCUCCUAAAUCUAUAUCCGGUUGGAAAUACGAAAACUUCCGGUGAACUUCCUGGUUUUGUUUGCAUAGCGGCUAACUUUGCUAGCUAUGUCAUUUCCAACUAUUUAAAACGCUCUUUGUAUGUCCGUGAGUCAAACUGUGUUGGAAACGUUAAAACGCACUCUCUCGUCGACAAGACCUGCAAUGGCUUGCUCUUAGUCAUGCAAGUAACGUUAGUUGAAAUGUAGUAACUGUUAGCUAACGGCUAACUUGACAGCUAAUGUAGCUAGGAUAGGAAUAGGAUAUGCUGUUAGGAAGUUAGCCAGCCAACACUGAUUAUGUUUCUGCUUAUUCGUCUGUUAUGCUUCUACUUGUUUUAAAUAACUUCUGCGCUAUGGACACCGAGGGAAUAGAGAUCCGUAUAAAGACUCCCGUCGGGGAUAUGGACUCAUCCGUGGACUGCCCAUCACUUUUGAGCUUCAAUGACUUGUUGGUCGCUAUAAGGGAUGUCAUGCCCGAAACUACAAUCACUGCGUUUGAAUAUGAGGAUGAGGUGGGCGAUAGAAUCACUGUGAGGAGUGAUGAAGAACUCAAAGCCAUGUUGUCAUAUUACUGCAAUAAUGUGAAGGAGCAGCGGAUGAAUGGCCUACUGCCUGAGCCUCUCCAGAUAUUUCCUCGAGCCGGCAAGACUCCAGGGAUCCGGAACAUACACGGCCUGAAGGUGAACACAAGGCCCAAUGACUGCUCCCCCGCCGCCAUCGGCUCUAUGCCCAACAAUAGUCCCAGUCUAAAGAAGUCCUCCGCAGAGCUAAAGAAGAUUUUGACUAAUGGACAGAUCAAUGGCCAAGACAUACAAUACCAGGAGCAGCUUGGCCAUGGAAACGGAGGGACCGUGUACAAGUAGGUGCCUGUCUGUACUUUACUGUCGGCCUUCGUGCCAACACUGGUAGGUAUAACAAUAAGAAUGGUGUUGAGAGAAGAGACAUGGCUGGAGUACGGGCUUCUCAGUGAAGGGUAGAGAGAAGAGACAUGGUGGGAGUACUGGCUUCUCAGUGAAGGGUAGAGAGAAGAGACAUGGUGGGAGUAUGGGCUUCUCAGUGAAGGGUAGAGAGAAGAGACAUGGUGGGAGUACGGGCUUCUCAGUGAAGGGUAGAGAGAAGAGACAUGGUUGGAGUACGGGCUUCUCAGUGAAGGGUAGAGAGAAGAGACAUGGUGGGAGUACGGGCUUCUCAGUGAAGGGUAGAGAGAAGAGACAUGGUGGGAGUACGGGCUUCUCAGUGAAGGGUAGAGAGAAGAGACAUGGUGGGAGUACGGGCUUCUCAGUGAAGGGUAGAGAGAAGAGACAUGGUGGGAGUACGGGCUUCUCAGUGAAGGGUAGAGAGAAGAGACAUGGUGGGAGUAUGGGCUUCUCAGU
Oncorhynchus keta (chum salmon) is the source of this 1419-nucleotide messenger RNA. Its product is annotated as dual specificity mitogen-activated protein kinase kinase 5-like. NCBI's taxonomy places the organism in Eukaryota, Metazoa, Chordata, Actinopteri, Salmoniformes, Salmonidae. Bases 367 to 909 code for a protein of 180 amino acids. The transcript is spliced from 8 exons. The record is from RefSeq and is a predicted model, not a curated record. Gene Ontology annotation, molecular function: protein binding.